Molecule: messenger RNA, 1797 nt
Organism: Drosophila gunungcola (fruit fly)
Lineage: Eukaryota; Metazoa; Arthropoda; Insecta; Diptera; Drosophilidae
Product: probable cytochrome P450 6a14
Exons: 2
Coding region: 58-1578 (506 amino acids)
Molecular function (GO): monooxygenase activity; oxidoreductase activity, acting on paired donors, with incorporation or reduction of molecular oxygen; heme binding
Source: RefSeq, a predicted model, not a curated record
AAUGCAGAAUUGCUUUUGAAAACUAUUGUAUUCACAAUUAAAACUGAACUGAUCGCCAUGCUGUUAACACUAGCAUUAUUGGGCGUGGCCCUGUUUUUGGCCUAUAGUUUCUACCACAAUUCGUACACCUAUUGGGCCCGAAAGGGAGUGCCUCAUGAGCGGCCAUUGCCUGUGAUUGGCAAUAUGAUGGGAAUCGGGUCGAAGUACCACUUUCGGGACAUUAACCAGAGGAUCUACGAUCAGUUUAAGGGUAAAGCUCCCUUCGCGGGGAUGUUCAUGUUCUUCAAGCGAACCGCCAUGAUCACCGAUCUGGACCUCAUCAAGCAAGUGCUCAUCAAGGACUUCCAUCACUUCCAAGAUCGCGGUCUUUUCAAUAAUACCCGAGAUGAUCCCUUGACGGGACACCUUUUAACUCUGGAAGGCGAUGAGUGGAAGUCGAUGAGGCAGAAGCUGACGCCCGUUUUCACCUCCGGAAAAAUGAAGCACAUGUCGGGAGUGGUUGUGGAGGUGGGACACCGCCUGGUCGAUGCCAUGGACAAGUCAGUGGAGGCCGCCAAGGUGGAGGAUGACGAUGUGGAGAUCAAGGACCUGUGUGCCCGGUUCACCACGGAUGUGAUUGGUUCAUGUGCCUUUGGGCUGGAGUGCCACAGUCUCCAGGAUCCCCGUGCCGAGUUCCGAGAAAAGGGUCACAUGAUAUUCGAGAAACCACGCCACCCUAUGCUGGUGCAAUCAUUCAUAUUUACCAACGCCAAGUUGGCCAAAAAAUUGCGGAUGAAGGCAUUACGCGAUGAUCUGACCGAAUUCUUUUUGUCGGCCGUGCAGAACACAGUGGACUAUCGCCUCAAAAAUGGCAUUAAGCGAAACGACUUUAUGGAUCAGCUUAUAGAGCUGCGAGCCGAGGACCAAGAAGCGGCUAAAAGGGGUCAGGGUAUCGAUCUCUCCCAUGGACUGACCCUGGAGCAAAUGGCCGCCCAGGCCUUUGUGUUCUUUUUAGCUGGCUUCGAGACCUCCUCCAGUACAAUGGCCUUCUGUUUGUACGAACUAGCCCUGCAGCCUGAUAUUCAGCAAAAGGUAAGAGACGAGAUAGAAAGUGUUUUGGGAGAAGGCGAAAUUACCUAUGACGCUUUAGCGGAAAUGACCUAUCUGGACCAGGUUUUGGCCGAAACUCUUCGGAAACAUCCCAUUAUUCCACAACUUCUGCGCGAAACUAAUCAGAGCUACAAAGUUCCCAAUACAGAGCUGAUCAUCGAAAAGGGAACUACAGUGCUGAUACCAAUACACAACAUUCACCACGAUGCGGACUUGUAUCGCGAACCGGAACGCUUCGAUCCCAGUCGCUUUGAUCCGGAGGAGGUGAAGUCCCGCCAUCCAUUUUCCUACCUUCCGUUCGGCGAUGGACCCCGAAAUUGCAUAGGUUUGCGUUUCGGCAAAAUGCAGGCCAAAAUUGGCAUUGUGUCCCUGCUAAAACAUUUCAAUUUUGGCGUUUCGAAAUUGACCGAGAUUCCCUUGACCUUGGACACGCGCAGCCCCACUUUGUCCACCAAGUAUGGAGUUCAUCUGAAAGUUGAACGCAUCUAGGCCCUGCAGAAAAUAUGAAAUCUCGCAUUGCUCUAAUUUAAAAGAAAACGAAACUUUAGUGAUUUAUUCAUUAUUGUUCGGCAAUAAAUCCUUAAAAAUUUGGAUGUCUGAUAAAAUUGUAUGUGUACUGACAAGUACACUGAUAAGCAAAAGGAAUAGUAAGAAAAAUAUUUAUACUCAAAAAAAAAUCAUAUUUCAUAUUUUAAUUUAAUAUUAAAU